This is a messenger RNA of Daktulosphaira vitifoliae (grape phylloxera), 1723 nucleotides long. RefSeq names its product cuticle protein 18.6-like. The transcript is spliced from 3 exons. The record is from RefSeq and is a predicted model, not a curated record. The coding region runs from base 716 to 1294 and encodes 192 amino acids. Lineage: Eukaryota; Metazoa; Arthropoda; Insecta; Hemiptera; Phylloxeridae. Gene Ontology annotation, cellular component: extracellular matrix.
AGUGAUGUGUCAAUAAAAAUAUGUUUGUCAUACAAUCCAUAUAGAAUUUGACACCGGCUACACAUCAAUAAGGUGAUUAAAGUCAAGAAUAAUUUAAUCAUAUUUUAUAAUUAAUGUGAGCAUUCAUAUGUGUGCAAUGUACACUGUACACGAGUGCGUGUAUACUUUGUGAGAAAUGUUCAUAAAAACUUUUUCGUAAAAAUUUGUACUUCAUGGAUUUUUAGAAUUAUUUUUAACGGAUAUGAAUCAUUCUAUAUUUUUUGAAAGAUCGACCAAUUAAACAAAUAUUAAUAAAACCAAUACUUUUAUAUUAAAAUUAAAAAUUAAACUGCAUAUUAAAAUUCAGGUAUAAUUUCUUUAUUUUAUAAUUAUGUAAAGUAAUUUUGACAAAUUAAAAAAAAACACCUCACCCUAUGGAAUAUGAAUCUAUGACUCUACACAAACCGUACGUUGUACCAAUCCAGCAAUAGUGCGCUGUGCCUGAUGGAAAAAAAGGCUAGUUUAAAUUUUAUAUGUCAUUUUUUUCCGCUUUGUAGAAGGACAUUGCCAAAAAUUUCCAAAUAAGAAUGAUUUAUUAUAUUCAAAAUAGAUUAUAUUCAUAUAUCUUUAUGAGAAAAUCAUCGACCAAUUGUGUACAGUAAUACAUGAACAAAAACCAAAUAAGAUUAUAACUCUAAUAGAUUUUUCAAGCCGAAGUACAUAAUUUACAAGAGAAAUGAUUCUUAAGUUGGUAAUGCUCGCUGGUUUACUAGUUUUAAGUUCAACCAUUCCGGUAUCUUCUUACGGGUUUGCUACACUUCCUUAUAAGCUAUAUCCUGAAUACACUUCAAAACAUUAUUUCGACGAUGCGUCCGUGACUCGUCCAAAAUAUAACUUCGCUUAUAAUGUGGCUGAUGUGAACACCGGAGACUUCAAAACUCACACUGAAGAACGAGACGGCGAUGUUGUAAGAGGUCAGUACACCGUAAUGGAACCGGACGGUACCAAACGCAUAGUAGAUUACACAGCCGACGACCGAAACGGGUUCAACGCAGUUGUCACCAAAGAAGGCCAACCAUCUGUAUCUGUUCUGAGGCCAGAAAUCAAAACUCCUACAACACCAUACGCUAAGUUCCAACCAUUAAAUGUAUAUCCAUCAACAACACCAUAUAAACCUUCUUAUCAAUUUCCACAAUCUUACAAACCAUAUAAACCAUCAUACAAACUUCUCUACAAGCGUACACCUUAUCCGCCAUACCCAUCGACGACACCACGUUCACCAACUUAUCAAUCAUUAUAUCAUAGACAUUUUUAAAAUAUCGCGACUAUCUUUUGUAUAAGCUCUUUGUAAUCUGAAAUUAUAAUUUCAAAUUUUAUUUAAAUAACACGUUAAGAUUUAUGUAUAUUAUGUCUUUGUAUUACUAAAAGAGUUCAAAAAUGGUUAAGAUGGACUUAAUUAUUUAAUAUUGGCGCAAAUAUAGGAACGCUACACACUUUAGGUAUAAGAAAAUGAUGAAAUAGUUCAUAAUUCAUUAUUCUCCGAUACAGUACUAUCAAGAGUGUAGGUGAAAAUUACAUAAAAACAGAUUUUAAUACAUAAUAUCACAACCAGUUAUUUUUAUAAUAAUUUGAACAAGUAAAAACUUUGUAUAAUUGGGGGUUUAAUUAUUUUUCUUAUUUUCCUAAGCUACUGGUACUAUUAAUAAUCAUUAAAUUAUGAAAUGUUAUAUAUAUAACAUAAUGU